Apis laboriosa (Himalayan honeybee) is the source of this 1911-nucleotide messenger RNA. It is a transcript of the gene Mocs1, whose product is annotated as molybdenum cofactor biosynthesis protein 1. Gene Ontology annotation, biological process: Mo-molybdopterin cofactor biosynthetic process. Lineage: Eukaryota; Metazoa; Arthropoda; Insecta; Hymenoptera; Apidae. Gene Ontology annotation, molecular function: 4 iron, 4 sulfur cluster binding; cyclic pyranopterin monophosphate synthase activity; GTP 3',8'-cyclase activity. Bases 212 to 1861 code for a protein of 549 amino acids. The record is from RefSeq and is a predicted model, not a curated record. The transcript is spliced from 7 exons.
UUCAAGGAUGAAAAAUGGUUUUAAUGUUCGGCUGAUAACUAUUUUAGAACGUAUAUAAGUACAGUCUGAACAAAACGAUGAAAGAGAUAACAUAAAUACGUCGUCCAUCUUGAGAAAUCUUGAAUUAUAUAAUUUUUUUAUUUUUUAUAUAAAAAUUAUUCUAUUAAAUAUAGAAAUCAUAAAUCAUAUUAGUUUUUAUUAAUUACGUUAAAUGUUUCGAAAAAUUAAUAUUACGAAAUCGUUUUUCGGUGUUGUGUAUUCAUCUACAGAAUCAUCUGUUGCACCAUAUGUUUCACGUAGAGUACAGCAAUUUAGAGAUCAUUUAAAUAAUACACAUAACAAUGAUAUACUCACAGAUUCAUUUGGAAGACGUCAUACAUAUUUACGUAUUUCGAUUACCGAACGUUGUAAUCUUCGAUGCUUAUAUUGUAUGCCAGCAGAAGGAGUUAAGUUGACAAAGAAUGAUGGUAUUUUAAGAACAGAUGAAAUAAUUAAAAUAGCUGAUUUAUUUGUAAAUGAAGGUAUAAAUAAAAUACGCUUAACUGGUGGUGAACCAACUGUCAGAAAAGAUAUUGUGGAUAUUAUUGCUGGUUUGAAACAAUUAUCUAAUUUAAAACAAGUUGCAAUUACUACUAAUGGAUUAACAUUAACACGUCAGUUACCAUUUCUUCAAAAAGCUGGAUUAGAUGCAAUAAAUAUUUCUUUAGAUACUUUACAAGAAAAUCGUUUUGAACAAUUUACCCGUAGAAAGGGAUGGUCUAGAGUUAUGGCUGCAAUUGAUUUAGCUAUUCAAUUAGGUUAUAAUCCAGUAAAGGUGAACUGUGUUAUAAUGAAAGAUUUCAAUGAUGAUGAGAUAAUUGAUUUUGUUAAUUUAACAAAAAAUCGUCCAAUUGAUAUACGUUUUAUUGAAUAUAUGCCUUUUCAAGGAAAUGAGUGGAAUCAAAAGAAAAUGGUUUCCUUCGAGACUAUGAAAAAAUUUAUUAGAGAUAUAUAUCCUAAUCUUCAACGUCUUCCAAAUAAGUACAAUGAUACAUCUAAAGCGUACCAUAUACCUGGAUUUACAGGACAAAUUGGAUUUAUUACAUCAAUGAGUGAUCAUUUUUGUAAUUCGUGUAAUAGAUUAAGAAUAACAGCAGAUGGAAAUUUAAAAGUUUGUUUGUUUGAAGGAAAGGGAGAAAUAUCUCUUCGAGAUGCGUUACGUAGUGGAGUAUCUAAUGAUAUUUUGAAAGAAAUGAUCGGACAAGCGGUGCAACGUAAAAAAAAGCAGCAUGCGGUUAAAAAGAAACGUAUUCAUCUUAAAAGUUAUAAAGAUAUAACGAGACAAUAUAUAAUGGAUUACAUGGGACUUCGAUUUAAAAAUGAUAUGAGUAUAAGAGUAUUUUCCUCAUUGUCACAUGUAGAUCAAAGUGGCAAAGCAAGCAUGGUAGAUGUAGAUUCGAAAAAUGAAACUAAACGCAUCGCAAUAGCAAAGGGAAUUGUACAAGUUAAUUCAAAUAUAAGCAAAUUGAUAGUUGAGAAUAAUAUAAAAAAAGGCGAUGUAUUAUCUGUGGCACAAUUGGCAGGUAUCAUAGCAGCGAAACGUACUUCUGAUUUGAUACCUUUAUGUCAUCCACUUCCAUUAUCUUAUGCAAAUGUAUCCUUACAUUUAAACGAAAAAUUACAUCGCAUAGAAAUCACGGCAGAAGUUAGAUGCACUGGAAAAACUGGUGUAGAAAUGGAAGCUUUAACAGCCGUAAGUAUUGCGGCUCUAACAAUUUAUGAUAUGUGUAAAUAUGCAACUUCCCCAAAAUAUAUAAAAAUAACCGAUAUCGAAUUAAUUUCAAAAACUGGUGGUACAAAAGGUGAUUUUUUUAGAAAAUAAAUAUUUUAUUUUAAUAGUGUAUUAUUAUACACACAUAACAUAUGCAUAAU